Molecule: messenger RNA, 232 nt
Organism: Amoebophrya sp. A25
Lineage: Eukaryota; Dinophyceae; Syndiniales; Amoebophryaceae
Source: the annotation of a GenBank genome assembly
AUGGCCUUGCACAAUUCACUGCGGGUCUGAGUGGUGGGGUCGAGGUAGGAGAUGUGCCAGCGUCCUCAUCGUGGAGACCACAACCUGGAUCGAUUAGUCCUAGGAGACAGCCUAUGCGCAGUCGAUUUGAGGAAGUCCCGAUGCUUCAAUCGCCCUUGUGCGAGCAAAAGGGAGUAACAAUAAGCUGCAAAACGCGAGCGGAGUUAGAGGAAGACAGGAUGGUGGGAGGGAG